UCUUGUCAGAUCGGAAGCUCCAUCUCCCUCCUUCCCCCCGUUUCUCUGUUUGUAGAUCUUCCUCUUAAUCCCUCCUCCAUCUUUCCGGCGAUAAUUCUUUCAUACCGUCGAAUUGCUGCUUAUUGAAGAAGGAGGAAGGAGAGGGAGUGGGUAGGAAAGAAGCAGGGGAAGAUGCUGAAGUUCCUGAAGGGAGUGGUGGCCGGAUCCGGCACGGGCGUGAAGGAUCUCCCUUACAACAUCGGCGAGCCCUACCCCUCGGCCUGGGGCUCCUGGGUCCACUACCGAGGCACAUCGAAGGAUGAUGGAUCUCCUGUGUCAAUAUUCACUCUUUCUGGAAAUAACCCCCAGGAUGGGCACCUGGCAGCUGGUCGUAAUGGUGUCAAGCGUCUCCGCACUGUAAGGCAUCCAAAUAUAUUAUCCUUUCUUCAUAGCACUGAGGCAGAGGCUUUUGAUGGUGCCAUUACAAAGUUUACCAUCUACAUGGUUACCGAGCCCGUUAUGCCUUUAUCAGAGAAAAUUAAGGAAUUAGGUCUGAAAGGUACUCAGAGGGAUGAAUAUUAUGCAUGGGGAUUGAAUCAGAUUGCUAAAGCCGUUAGCUUCCUCAACAAUGAUUGUAAACUCGUUCAUGGUAAUGUCUGUGUGGCCAGUGUUGUUGUGACUCAAACUUUGGACUGGAAGCUGCAUGCAUUCGAUGUUCUAUCUGAGUUUGAUGGGAAUAAUCCAGCUGCUGCAGGACCAAUGCUGCAAUACGAAUGGCUUGUUGGAGCUCAAUACAAGCCAACAGAGUUGACCAAAUCUGAUUGGACAGCUAUCAGAAGGUCUCCACCAUGGGCAAUUGAUUCUUGGGGAUUGGGUUGUCUUAUUUAUGAACUCUUCUCUGGUAUGAAGUUAAGCAGUACAGAGGAUCUGCGUAAUACUACUUCAAUCCCGAAGUCUCUACUUCCAGAUUAUCAGCGACUCUUGAGUUCUCAACCUUCUCGCAGGUUGAAUACGUCCAAGCUUUUAGAGAAUAGCGAAUACUUUCAGAAUAAAUUGGUGGACACUAUACAUUUCAUGGAGAUACUUAAUUUGAAAGAUAGCAUUGAAAAGGAUACCUUCUUCCGGAAACUCCCAAAUCUAGCAGAACAGCUUCCUCGCCAAAUUGUUUUAAGAAAGUUGCUUCCUUUGUUAGCUUCUGCACUGGAAUUUGGAUCGGCUGCUGCCCCUGCAUUGUCUGCACUGUUGAAAAUGGGUUUGUGGCUUCCGCCUGAAGAUUUCAGUGCCAAGGUACUGCCUACAAUUGUCAAGCUUUUUGCCUCUAAUGACCGUGCUAUCAGAGUUGGCCUCCUACAGCACAUUGAUCAGUAUGGAGAAUCUCUAUCAGCUCAUGUUGUUGAUGAGCAAGUUUACCCCCACGUUGCUACUGGUUUCUCUGACACGUCUGCGUUUCUUCGGGAGCUGACUCUUAAAUCUAUGCUUGUUCUUGCUCCCAAGCUUUCCCAGCGAACAAUGUCAACAUCUCUGUUGAAGUAUCUCUCAAAGUUACAGGUAGAUGAAGAACCAGCAAUCAGGACAAAUACUACGAUAUUGCUCGGGAACAUUGCAAGUCAUCUAAAUGAAGGGACAAGAAAAAGAGUGUUGAUUAAUGCAUUCACAGUCCGUGCGCUCAGGGAUUCUUUUCCUCAUGCCCGAGGAGCAGGAAUUAUGGCUUUAUGUGCAACCAGUUCUUAUUAUGACAUGACUGAGAUUGCCACAAGGAUUCUUCCUAGCGUCGUCAUUCUGACCAUUGAUCCUGACAGUGAUGUUCGAUCAAAGGCAUUUCAAGCAGUUGAUCAGUUUCUGCAGCUUCUAAAACAAAACUACGAGAGAGUAAACUCCGAAGAUACCCCUGGAACUGCAGGCAUCGGAAUCUCCUCAAUACCAGGAAAUGCAAGCUUACUAGGAUGGGCGAUGAGCUCGUUGACCCUCAAAGGAAAACCAUCUGAACAAGCCCCAGUUGCCACUGCAAACUCCAGCACGACGACACUAACUUCUUCGGCCUCUAAUCCCAACUUAGGAGCAGAAACUGCAACAAGCACGACAAUGGUCCAUGCAAGUUCCAGCAAUGAUUUAUCUGAGCCGCCAGUUCCUGUGUCACCAACAUCAACAGAUGGCUGGGGUGAGAUUGAGAAUGGAAUUCAUGAUGACCAUGAGACUGACAAGGACGGUUGGGAUGAUAUCGAGCCCCUCGAAGAGCCAAAGCCAUCUCCGGCUCUUGCAAACAUUCAAGCUGCUCAGAAACGGCCAGUUUCAGUUUCAAAACCCGCCUCACAGCCUAAACCAGCUGUCACGAGCUUGAAGCCAAAAACUCCAUUGAAGGCGGCCAAAGAAGAUGAUGAUCUGUGGGGUGCCAUAGCAGCACCAGUCCCGAGAAGCUCUUCCAAGCCCUUGAAUGUAAAACCAGCAGCUUCCUCCUCCGUAGAUGCAGAUGAUCCCUGGGCCGCCAUAGCUGCUCCAGCUCCCACCACCUCGGUGAAGCCCUUAUCAGCUGGCCGCGGCCGUGCAAAGCCCACAGCCCCGAAAUUGGGUGCUCAAAGAAUAAACCGAACUUCUUCUGGGAUGUAGAAAAUAGAAGAAAAGACGAGAUAUGAGCUCACAGAAACGAAGGGAAGACCGUGGAGUCUGUACAUUUUUUUGGUCUAGAGGUGAUUAAAGUUUCAACAUCAGGAGUGCAAUGGAUCGAUACUCGAUUUGCAAUGACUUGUAUUGGGGAGUUCCAAUACCCACAACAAAUAGCCUCGAAUGUCUAAUGCCAAUCGUUUCCUCUCUUUACCGAUUGUUAUUCUUUUUCACAUUUUCGUGACUAGCGAAAAGUGAGGUACUUGAACAGAACUAGCAAAUUCCAGGCAUGGUUCUUGAUUGUUCCUUGUUGUAAUCCGACUGAAAGUACUAUGGAAUGACAAGUUUGGGUCAUUUAAUUUCAAA
Molecule: messenger RNA, 2943 nt
Organism: Punica granatum (pomegranate)
Lineage: Eukaryota; Viridiplantae; Streptophyta; Magnoliopsida; Myrtales; Lythraceae
Source: RefSeq, a predicted model, not a curated record